Bolinopsis microptera is the source of this 1915-nucleotide messenger RNA. Its product is annotated as U4/U6 small nuclear ribonucleoprotein Prp4-like. Gene Ontology annotation, cellular component: U4/U6 x U5 tri-snRNP complex. Gene Ontology annotation, molecular function: protein binding; U4 snRNA binding; U6 snRNA binding. Bases 2 to 1579 code for a protein of 525 amino acids. The record is from RefSeq and is a predicted model, not a curated record. Lineage: Eukaryota; Metazoa; Ctenophora; Tentaculata; Lobata; Bolinopsidae. Gene Ontology annotation, biological process: mRNA splicing, via spliceosome. The transcript has 10 exons.
CAUGUCAGAUUCGGACGAUGACGAACGAGUCACUAAGCUCAACUUCAAGAAGGACAGGAUACACUUUGGGUCGUUGGAGGAAAGCAAAACAGUCCUCGAUGCUCCAGCUCCAAAACCAGCUGCUGAGGAAGGGGAGCCGAUGGUAGAGUUCUCUACGGAGAAAAGUGAUACCGAGAGUGAUGAUUCUGGGGAGGAGGACAUGUCGGGGGUACAAACCCUGGUAGACGAGCACCAAGCCGAGUUGUGGGAGGAACUAGCUAAGAAGAAAGCUGCUAGGAACAUUGCUGUACCUACUGAGGACAUACGGGUGAAAGCAAUGUUGAGGGAGAUGGAGGAACCAAUUUGUUUGUUUGGAGAAGGCCCAUACGAGAGGAGAGAACGACUUAAACAAUUACUUGUCGCAGCCGGCAAGUUGUCAGGAGUAACAACUCACAAAGAUCUAGUGGCUGAACAAGAGAUGCAAGAAGAUGGAGAUGACGGGGAGGAGAAACCAGAGGUUUGGUACCACGAGGGGACUGGGUCACUCAAACGAGCCAGAUUCUUCAUUGCUGAAUAUUCAAUACCACGUUCCAAGAAACGGCUCCAGCUAGCUCGGGAGUGGCAAGGAAAACCCGCCACCGUCAAACACUCCGAAAAACAGGACAUCCACAAGUUUGUCCACACUCUCAACAACGAAUGUUCCCAGAUUGGUGAUACCCGCCCUCUCAGUUACUGUAACAUUUCACCCUGUUCUGGUUACCUAGCAACGGGAUCUUGGUCUGGUUUAGUGAAACUGUGGAGGCUACCUAGCUGCAAUCCUGUCGCAACACUUACAGGACAUAAUGGUAGAAUUGGAGCUGUGACUUUUAGUCCUCAGGCUGGUCUAGCUGACAACGUAGCGUGUCUGUCCUCGUGCGACUCAGAUGGCGUUGUCAACUUGUGGUCCAUGUCCUCAACUCGACCUGUGGCUAAUCUCCCUGGUCACGGCUGCAGGGUCGCCAGACUUAACUAUCAUCCUUCAGGAAGGUUUCUGGGAACGGCGUGUUACGACCACUCCUGGAGAUUCUGGGACCUGGAAUCAUCAACUGAAAUCCUCCAUCAAGAAGGGCACAGUGGGCCAGUGUACAGUAUCUCAUUCCACCGAGACGGGUCCCUCCUAGCGACCGGAGGACUGGACUCCUACUGCCGGGUCUGGGACCUCAGGACGGGCCGGGCAGUCCUCUUCCUUGAGGGACACCUGAAAUCAGUUCUGAGUUGUGAUUUCGCUCCAGACGGUUAUCAUCUGGGGACUGGUUCUGAGGAUAACAGCUGUAAAAUCUGGGAUCUGAGGCAGCACAAGAGUAUUUACAGUAUUCCGGCUCAUAAUAAUAUGGUUACUUACUGCAAGUUCGCUGGCACACCUAAUAAUAGUAUGUUGUUGACUGCUAGCUACGAUUCUACUGCCAAGGUGUGGUCACACAAAGGGUGGAUGCCACUGAAGAGUCUGACCGGACACGACAACAAGGUCAUGUGCGUGGACUGUAGUUGGGACAAGAAGUACAUUGUCACCGCUAGCUAUGACAGAACAUUCAAACUGUGGACUAAUAAGAGUAUUAGUUGAUGAUUGCGAUGAAAUAUUUUAAAUUUUAUGAGAUUCAUAUUCGUGUCAUGUGCGAAUAUUUUAAUCUUAGUCUUGGAAAUGGAAGAAUAUGUCAUUUCGCAUAUUUUAUUCCAAAUGAACCAUUUGGGUGGUCGAUCGAGUAAUCAGGUAAGAAUCGACGAAAAGGUGCUGACAUAUUAAUGAUCCCUGAGUAUUGGAACUGGGAAGCAAGCCGUUAACUCUAGUUCUUCUCAUUGUUAUCUUCUUUCUGCUUCAAAUAUUUCUACGCUCACAGAGUGGAUUAUAUAACUUUCAAUAUUUUUAUGUUUUUGAUUAUUUUAAGUUUACCAGAAAUCA